This is a messenger RNA of Amborella trichopoda, 1794 nucleotides long. The record is from RefSeq and is a predicted model, not a curated record. Lineage: Eukaryota; Viridiplantae; Streptophyta; Magnoliopsida; Amborellales; Amborellaceae.
CUCUUUCAAAAGCACAUGACCCUGCAUUUCUUUGGCGCGCACCGCGCGGAUCGGAGACACUCACCCCUCCGUGUACACUAAAAGCAAGAGCUCUCUCUGCAAUUUUCACUCUCUAGAAGAAGAGUAAACAUCAAUGGGUGACUUAAGGAGCGGUGGUAUCCCGGAAGAGAAUCUCAUGGCCAUUAUCGAUACCUCUGGCCUAAAAGAUUCACAAGAUGUUGCGGACGAUGAAUUGGCCUUCCUCGAAUCUGUUCGGGCGAUUUCCAUUGUCCCUGAAGAAGGGCCCGUUCCUACUCGGAAAAUGUAUGAUGCAAUAUUCAAGAUCUUCACGGAUAAGCAGUCUCUAGAAUUGAUCAUGGGGAGCUACCUACUUUUGUGCGAUCUAGAAAAGAUUUUUCCUCGAGUAUACCUCACUCGCUCUGAUAAAUGUGAGCCUUGCACCAGUUCAAUUGAUGAUUUUGUUGUGGUCCCAGAGGCUUGGUCCCCAUUUCUGUUCGGACCAGAGAAUGUUGUUUGGGAGAGGGAGUCGACCUCUGCCUAUUCAGUUGGUCUUGUUGAUUCCUCUAAAUUUCUUCUGAUUACACAUGAUGUUGCAGAAGCACUUAGCAGUUUGCAGUCCAUGGACAUAAAAAGCUUGGGUACUGUAUUAUUGUUCCAGUAUCUUGUGCGUGUUAUUGAAGAUGAUUUCUUGCCUCGAUGUGCCAUUUAUAAAGAUACGGAGGACUGGACUAUUCUUAGGGAGUCUUUACUUAACCAACUUCUGGGGUCAAGAAGAUUAAGUUUCAAGACCCUUGUCAGGGAUUGCUUGUGCAUUUUAACUGGGACGUUAAAUAAUCAUGGUGAUAUCAAUCAUUAUGAUCAGAAGAAGUCACAGCAAAAUUUGCCAAGAGACAUAUGUGAUCAUGAUGUUUUUAUGCCCAAUGCAGUAACUGAAUUAGUGAACGCAACUUAUGCCUCUGUCAGGACAUUUAUAUCAAUGAUCAUGGAACUUGACACAUUAAAGAAUGAAGCCAGCAUGAGCAGUCGCACUUCCAGGACAGAUGGUUUGAGGACACCUCUGUUGGAGAUAAUCCUAGAUGAGCUCACAUACAGCAAAGAGCUGCUUUUUCCUUUUCUGCAGGGGUUUUCUGAAGCCAAAUGGAAGAUGGAAAUAAUCUUACGGUAUAUUUGGAAGUAUUGUGGAGCGUUUUCUGUUCAAACAAGGAGUUCUACUAAAUCCUUGGAUGAUAGGACACUUGGCGCUGUCUUGAAGCUCUUUUCAAAUGAAGCUAAUUCGAAGAAAGCCAUUAGAAAAAUAAGCAUACAAGUUGUUCUAAUGCUUCUUUCCCAUGGUUUCCAGGCUUAUUUAUCUCUACAUCAGGACUGGAAGUACCACAAGGAUCAUGAAAAUUCUGUGGCACAUAUCUCGAAGAGUCUGAUUUUGGCUUUUCGCAAUCUGCAGAUUGCUGAUGGGAAUGUGGAGCUAAUGCCUUUUGCCAAAGAAGCUGUGUUUACUGCAGCUGCCAUUCUUUCUAAGAAUAGCAGCUAAUUUCUGAGAAACUGCGAAGGAGUACACAUUGAGAAAUCUCUCUAAAUGCCAAAUGUCAUCCAUAGGAUCUCACCAAGUUUUGUAAAGGGGAUACUUUUGUCGGUGCUUGCUUUUACCACCACCUUAUGGAAUCUGCCUCCUGGGAGUUAGUUAUCAAUACACGGUCAAUCUCAGAUAUAUGUAAGUUUUGGACUGAGUUGUUUGACUAUGUGAAUGCUGUUCGAACAAUUGGGAGAUCAAUUUAUUCAUUUUGGUGUAUAUCUUCA